CUUUUUUCCAAAUGUUUUGCUUUCAACACAAGUAUUUCUCUGGCCUGUCGUCUUUUCUCCUAAUUGUUCGACUUCAAUUUUGUUUGUCAUUUUAUCUCGCUGACUCCAACCCAAUUUUAUCCUUCGAUAAUCAAGUCAGAGAGGUACAUCUCUACACAGGUAUUUAUACGACAACGGAUUUAAUAUUGCAUAUUGAUGAAAUGCUGCUGCUCUUUUAUCCAUUAUGCUAAUUUCUUCCUUUCCUUCCUUUUUCAUGAUGCAGAUAAUCACAGAAGAGGGAUGUAUCUGCAGAUGACCCUGGAUGGGAGAGUGUCAGGAAGUGAUGCUCAGACUCCUCACAGUGUGCUAGAGCUGAAAUCAGUGAAAACUGGGGAAAUUGUCAUCAAGGGACAAUCAUCAUCUCUGUUUCUCUGUAUGGACAGUGGAAGUCAUUUGAGGGGGCAGGGGCUCUACUCAGAGGACGACUGCACCUUCAGAGAGCUGCUGCUGGCUGAUGGAUACACUCGUUUUAUUUCCUCGCACCAUGGAUUUCCAGUGUCUCUCGCACCAAGACAUUCCCCAGAUCGUCACACAGUCUUCACCAGAUUCCUACCGCUUAGGAACACUUUGGCACGGGAGAGUGUGCCUGAACAGACGCCAAACAUUCAAAGAUUCAACGUGGACUCUGAGGACCUUCUUGGAAUGGGUCUGAAUGCUAUGGUCAGUCCUCAGUUCACAUUGGGCCAGUAA
Messenger RNA from Notothenia coriiceps (black rockcod), 729 nucleotides. Its product is annotated as fibroblast growth factor 21-like. The transcript has 3 exons. The record is from RefSeq and is a predicted model, not a curated record. The coding region runs from base 196 to 729 and encodes 177 amino acids. Gene Ontology annotation, molecular function: growth factor activity. Lineage: Eukaryota; Metazoa; Chordata; Actinopteri; Perciformes; Nototheniidae.